CCCAGGAGUGUUAUCUUUCCAAGCCAGACACUAUUACAGCUUCACCACACAGCAGCUUCCAACUCAAGACACUUCCACACCACCUACCAAACUCACCCAAGGACUCUCAUCAUGAGCCAAAAUGCCUUCCAAUCUCGAAACACUUCAUGACGCGCUCACAGCGCGCUCUAUCGCCUGUACCCUCAGCGACGAAGACUCUUUCAUACUGUCCUUCACCGCCACACCCCUCUCCUACACCCUACGCAUUGCAGGCCACAGACCCAGCACCAUAGUCCUUGUGCUCAACCUCUCCACAUGCGUCACACUCCUCUACGCUCGCUCGCACGGUGCAACCCAGGCGGCGUCAGAUAGAACGGACAUGCUGGUGGAGGCAGGCUACGUCGGGGUGCAAGAGGAAGACGACUUCAUGCCGCAGAUAAUUCGGUUGUAUGAUUUGUCAAAAGUGCAGGACAGAACAGCGUUGGUGAAGCGCAUACUGCUGAUGCGGGAUUUGGAGAGGAAGUUCAAAGCGCCGUUCGAGGAGGGGAAGUGGAUGGGAAAGCAGAAGAGUUUUUAUAGCGGUUACGCCGCCUGA
This is a messenger RNA of Paraphaeosphaeria sporulosa, 574 nucleotides long. RefSeq lists its product as uncharacterized. The transcript has a single exon. NCBI's taxonomy places the organism in Eukaryota, Fungi, Ascomycota, Dothideomycetes, Pleosporales, Didymosphaeriaceae. Bases 122 to 574 code for a protein of 150 amino acids. The record is from RefSeq and is a predicted model, not a curated record.